This is a messenger RNA of Sinocyclocheilus grahami, 5254 nucleotides long. It is a transcript of the gene ano3, whose product is annotated as anoctamin 3. The coding region runs from base 174 to 3089 and encodes 971 amino acids. Lineage: Eukaryota; Metazoa; Chordata; Actinopteri; Cypriniformes; Cyprinidae. The record is from RefSeq and is a predicted model, not a curated record. Gene Ontology annotation, molecular function: chloride channel activity; protein dimerization activity. Gene Ontology annotation, biological process: chloride transmembrane transport. Gene Ontology annotation, cellular component: plasma membrane. The transcript has 25 exons.
CUGUGUGAACGCCCCCCAGAACGCGGGUCCUUCAUCGAGCCACUGGAGGGUGUCCAUCCGUCCUCUUACAGUACGUAACCAUGACAACAGCCCCGGAUGGUGGAGCGCGAGGGUAGCCAGGUGUUGGGUUGCGCAGAGGAAGAGACACCUACGCGAUCGCUCCGUACUUUCCCAUGCAUCCUGCCUUCAUCUUCUGCACGCGAGGAUCUCUGUCGGGAACCACCAUGGUGCAUCACUCUGGAUCCAUACAGUCCUUCAAGCAGCAGAAGGCAGGUAUGCACACCAGUAUCAGUGAGAUUUUGAAGGCGAAAACGCUAAAAUCGUCUCGCCGCAGUUUGCCGUGUCUGGCUCAGAGUCAGACACAUCCUCAGAACCUCAAUCACUUCCUCUCUGUGCCUCUGAGUCCUGAACCCAAAACAUACAGUCACAGCGUCAGUGCCUCCUGCACACACAUCACACCUCCUCCCACAGACACUAGUCAGGAUGUCUACAUGGAAGAGAGGGAGGUGGCGGAGGUUGAGCCUAAAACGGAUGAAACGUUCCUCGUCCAGAAAAAGCCUGUGUCCAGAGCAAAGCUAGAGGCCCGCACAGACUCCAUACAGGGGAACAAUCUAGAAAACCCCUCAGGAUUGAUGUUUAGAGAUGGGAAGAAGCGCAUUGACUAUAUAUUAGUCUAUAAGAAAUCCAGCCCUCAGGUGGAGAAGAGGUGCACAUUUGAGAGGAACCUGCGGGCGGAAGGGCUAAUGCUGGAGAAGGAGCCCUCAUUAACAAACAGUGAUAUCCUGUUUGUGAAGAUUCAUGCGCCGUGGGACACGCUGUGUAAAUAUGCUGAGCAGAUGAACAUUAGAAUGCCCUUCAGGAAAAAGUGUUACUUCACAGACUGGAAGAAAAAAACUAUGGGCAGUCGAUUUCAGUUGAGAUUUCGUCAGCUGAAGAGCUGGCUGCCCAGAAACCCCAUGAAACUGGAUAAAGAGGCAUUACCAGACCUGGAGGAAACCGACUGCUACACCGCCCCCUUCAGCAGGGCCAGAAUGCACCAUUUUACCAUCAACAACAGAGAGACGUUUUUCUCAAACUCAACCAGAAGCAGGAUAGUACAUCAUGUACUGCAGCGCACAAAGUACGAGGACGGGAAGUCUAAGAUGGGUAAGAAGACGGGAAGUUAUAAAAGCAGACAUCCGAUUAAAACCCAUGGGGCUCAAAACCACAGACACCUUCUGUACGAGAGAUGGGCGCGCUGGGGGAUCUGGUACAAAUACCAACCUCUAGACCUCAUACGGCGGUACUUUGGGGAGAAGAUUGGGCUGUAUUUUGCCUGGUUGGGCUGGUAUACAGGUAUGCUGAUCCCUGCUGCUUUAGUCGGCCUCUUCGUCUUCCUCUAUGGGCUUUUCACCAUGGACUCCAGCCAAGUAAGUAAAGAGAUAUGUGAGGCCAACACCACCAUCAUGUGCCCCAUGUGUGAAGGCAACUGCAGCUCUUGGACGCUGAGUGACAGCUGUGUCUAUGCAAAGGUGACCUAUCUUUUCGAUAAUGGAGGCACAGUCUUCUUUGCUAUCUUCAUGGCUAUAUGGGCCACAGUAUUCCUUGAGUUCUGGAAGAGGAGAAGGGCGGAGCUAACAUACGACUGGGAUUUGAUUGACUGGGAGGAAGAAGAGGAGGAACUACGGCCCCAGUUUGAAGCCAAAUACUCCCGGAAGGAGAGAGUGAACCCCAUCUCAGGGAAACCAGAGCCCUUCCAGCCCUUCACAGACAAACUCAGCCGACUCAUGGUGUCUGUUUCGGGAAUCUUCUUCAUGAUCUCUCUGGUCCUGACUGCCGUGUUUGCCGUGGUGGUGUUCCGGCUCAUUGCCAUGGAGAAGUUUGCUUCCUUCCAGUGGGAGUUUGUGAAGAAGAACUGGCAAUUCGCCACAUCAGGCACUGGAGUCUGCAUCAACUUCAUGAUCAUCAUGUCUCUGAAUGUGGUCUAUGAGAAAGUGGCCUACCUACUUACAAACCUGGAACAUCCACGGACAGAGUCCGAAUGGGAAAACAGCUUUGCCCUCAAGAUGUUCCUCUUCCAGUUCGUCAAUCUCAACAGCUCGACCUUCUACAUCGCUUUCUUUUUAGGAAGGUUUGCUGGCAGGCCGGGUGACUAUAAUAAGCUGUUUCACCGGUGGAGGAUGGAGGAGUGUCAUCCCAGUGGUUGUCUGAUUGACUUGUGCCUACAGAUGGGAGUGAUUAUGGUGUUGAAACAGAUCUGGAAUAACUUCAUGGAGCUGGGCUACCCGCUGCUGCAGAACUGGUGGUCCCGGCGUAAGAUGAAACGAGCAGGAGAGCAGAAUAAGAGUAAAGAAGAGCUGCCGCAGUGGGAUAGAGACUGGAACCUGCAGCCCAUGAACGCACACGGCCUGGUGGACGAGUAUCUGGAGAUGGUUCUACAGUUUGGUUUCACUACAAUCUUUGUGGCGGCAUUUCCUCUGGCUCCUCUGCUUGCUCUGCUCAACAACAUCAUCGAGAUCCGAUUAGACGCCUACAAGUUUGUCACGCAGUGGAGGAGACCGAUGCCCGCUCGCGCUACUGACAUCGGUAUCUGGCAUGGUAUCCUGGAGGGAAUUGGAGUCGUAGCUGUAAUAACAAAUGCCUUCGUAAUUGCCAUCACUUCGGAUUACAUCCCUCGCUUUGUCUAUGCUUUCAAAUAUGGGCCCUGUGUGGACAAGGGUUACCGACAUGAGAAAUGUCUAAGAGGAUAUUUGAACAACAGCCUGUCUGUUUUUGAUAUGGGUGAAUUGAAAAAUGGGAGUUAUCAUCCUCGAUACUGCAGGUAUCGGGAUUACAGAGCGCCUCCAUGGAGUCCUGAACCCUAUGAUUUCACCCUGCAGUUCUGGCAUGUUUUGGCUGCCAGAUUAGCCUUCAUCAUAGUAUUUGAGCACCUGGUGUUUGGCAUUAAGACCUUCAUAGCCCAUAUGAUUCCAGACAUGCCAAAAGACCUGUGUGAUCGCAUGCGCAGGGAGAAAUACCUGAUGCAGGAGAUGAUGUAUGAGACGGAACUGGAGCACCUGCAGAAAGAGCGGAAAAAGAAUGGCAAACGUUAUCACCAUGAGUGGCCUUAGCCAUGCCUGUCCAUAAAUACACAAAAAAUGCCCACUGGAGAACCACAUACACUACCCACAAAAGCACAUAAAGACUUGAGAGUGGCGAACAAGCGUCCUUGCAACAUGCAAACCUGCAGCACAUAUGUGAAUACGGACAUUCAUGUACAACCGUUCUGCUACCUUGGACAGCUAGCUUUAUUGACUCCAUGCAUGGGCUGCCCACUUUUCAUUGCUGUGACAAACCAGGGAGCGGAUUCAGCGUUUGGGGUCAAAACCUGAUCUCCAGCUGGCCCUUUAGAGCCAGGAGUUGGCAGCUGUACUCUGCACCAAAGAGGUUCUUCUCAAUCACAUGAUCCCUACCGGAGACAUCCGAUUAUCCUAUAUUUUCAUCCUGCUGAGUAGUUCUAAAUCUUUAGUGAUUGGCUACUUAAACUUUUGGCUCAUUAGCUAAAAGUAGCUAUGAAAGCAGUCUGGGAAAAUCAUGGAUUGGGAUAAGGAAGCUUGAGAACCACUAUACUAAAGAAAGUCAUGACUGGGCGUUUUGUCGAUAGAAAUGUGUCUUGAGGGUAUGGAAUGAAUGGGAUUAGUUUGAAAUCAAGCAGAAAUUAAAUAAAUUGGAUUUCCGAAAGCACAACUGGAUCCACCUGCCUUCUUAAUAGUCAACAAACGUGUGUGCCAGAGUACGCUGCAGAGCAUGAAGGAGUUUCUCUUCCGCAAACCACCGCUUUGUCCAUGUGAAGCAUCAUCAACACUGAGAUCAAUGGAUUACAGUGUUUUCUGACACACCGUAAACUCCAGUGUGUAGGUGGGAAAUAUCAUUCAUUGAACAUGCAUCCUUCCCAGCAUGGCCUGCAGUGGCGCUGCUCUUUCAUCUGUGUUCUGUAGUAGUUCUGAAUGGAGCACUUGUGCGGUUGGACUGUUUACUAUGCAGAUGAAGGGCUUUUGGAGUUCCUGUUUUCUGCUUGCCUACUUGUCUGCGUCUCUGUGCGUGGCAGCUAUCAUCCCGCUGUGAAGCAGUUCUCUACCUGGUGACCAGGCAACGUGAAGACGUUUACUUACGAACAUAUUUACCGAUACGCCCUCUCUCUUUGCUCUCACAUUGUGAUUCUUGUUACAAAAGUGGUUACCAAAUAAAAAUCAGUUUGUUUAUGCAAAUGAACAGUUUUUAUGUACUGCAUCGCCUUGAAAAGAUAUGCAGAUCUGUCUUUCAGUACAAUAAGUCAUUUUGUCUAGGCAAAAUAAAUAAAACAAAUAGCCAAUAUUGGCAAAACGGUGAUAUAAGUAACAUGCAUGAUUUUUUUUAAUUGCAUGUUGUUUCUUUGUUUUUCAUUAUUUUAUAAGAUUAUGUCCUUUGUUCAUAUGCCUGGUUUUGUAGCGUGUGAGCUGAAUUGAUGUGUGAGUGUGGCUGCAUUUGUUGCUCAGCUUGUCAUGAGUUUUGUGUUGCCAUCGGCCUAUGCGCAAGACAGUGGCUAUCUUUCGAACAACAUACUAGCAUCUCUGCAAUAUAUAGUAUGUAUGCUGUGAAUUUUCUGUAUGUGUAAAACACCCGAAUGAAUUACUACGUUUGCAAAAGUAUUAAGCAUACAACCUGAGUGAGCUGUGUGGAAUGCUGUAUCCCACAUUGCAAUGCUUUUGACUUAACCUACAGUACAAUAGAGUGAUGCAGUGAUGAAAUGCUUUUGUUCAGAAUAAUAGAACUGGAAGUGCUAAAAUACUUCUUUCCAGGCUUUGGCCUACAGAAAUAUGCCAUCCCUGUAGCACUCUAUUUCCAGUGUGAUUAAUGUACUAGAAAAAUUAAAAACCCUUCUUGAUUCAUUAUUUGAUUGGAACACCAAAAAUUGAUUAUGAAAAUGUGGAUUUACCGUUUUUAUUUUCAUUCACUCCCGAAUCAAUAAGGUAUGUAGCAACAAUGUAGCAUACUACUGUUUGAAGCAUUUAUUGUUGCAUAAUGGAUGCUGUUUGACAUACUAAAAUAGUAUGCAGUAUACAUACCGUAAACUGCAGUAUGAAGUAAGCAGUAAGCUAGUGUUCCACUCCAAACAUGGUCAACUACUGUAAAAUAUAAACAUCACAGCAUAUGAAUCUAUCCACCAUUAUCCAUACAGUUCAAGCUUAAACAGAUGUGAUUAUAGAAUUACCAUUGGGACAGUGGACAUGGAAGACAAAUUCUGUUAUUUUACAUU